AUCGGAUUUUCAGUAUCCAGGAAGGAGAACGAUGACUGCCAGUCCAAUGACAAUAAUUCAAUCAGCGAAACUGCUGCCCGAUCCCCCAACCAGCCUGUUAUAUAUGUGGGUUGGCGGACAGCAAAGAUCACAGAGUCUCAGCUUGAGGCCUACUUCUCUGCGUUCGGCAGGGUAACAAAGGCCCAAGUAGUAUACGAUCGGGACACCGGCCAGUCCCGCGGCUUCGGCUUCGUCACAUUUGCUGACAACACCGCCUUCAAGAAGGGCGUGCUGGAGGUCUGCCACUUUCUCAACGGUAGUCGCCUCACAGUCCAGCCUUCGAGGAGCAAUGCACAUUACGUUGACAGCUUGAGCUGCAACCAUUUGUUUUAG
Messenger RNA from Dibothriocephalus latus, 372 nucleotides. The record is from the annotation of a GenBank genome assembly. Lineage: Eukaryota; Metazoa; Platyhelminthes; Cestoda; Diphyllobothriidea; Diphyllobothriidae.